AUGUGGCACAAACAAAACAUGUCUACCCUGUUGCUUUUUAAGGUCUUGGAGGAUGUUCACAGCGAUGCUUCUUUCCCCAAGGUCAGCCGAUCUACUCUGUGGAGAGCACUGCAGAAUCUCGGCUUUCGAUUCAAGAAGCGCGGUCGGAACUCCACCCUGCUGGAGCGAACAGACCUUAUCCUGUGGCGUGCACAGUACCUGCGUGCAAUCAAAGCAUACAGGGCAGAAGGGCGGCCCAUCUACUUCCUUGAUGAAACGUGGGCAAAUGCAGGGCACACUCGCUCCAAAGUGUGGACGGAUACGACCGUGAAGGCGCCAAGAGACGCCUACAAUAGAGGCCUCAGUCUUGGGCUCAAGAAUCCAUCUGGGAAGGGAGGCCGCGUCAUCAUCCUGCACGCUGGCAGCGAGGAUGGCUUCGUGGAAGGCGCAGCUGAAGUGUUCCGGGCCAAGAAGGGCACCGGUGACUAUCACCAGGAAAUGGACGGCAAGCGAUUUGAGAAGUGGCUCACAGAGAAGUUGUUGCCCAACAUCAAGGCCCACAGCGUGAUUGUCAUGGACAACGCCUCUUAUCACUCCGUCAAGCUCAAUGCCUGUCCGAGCAGCAGCACACUGAAGAAGGAUGUGCAAGGCUGGCUGACGCUGCACGGAGUUAGUUGGGACUCAACAAUGCUGAAAGUAGAGCUUUUGAACCUCGUGAAAAUGGAGAAAGUCAGAAGGCCGGAAUUGGAGAAAUGUCGCGUGGACGCAAUAGCGGAGCAGCGUGGACACGUGGUUCUCCGUCUGCCACCUUACCAUUGUGAGCUCAAUCCGAUUGAGCUAGUGUGGAGCCAAGUCAAGGGCUACAUCGCAAGCCGGAACGUCACUUUCAAGCUUGCGGAUGUGGAAGCGCUGACCCCAGUCGCUCUCCAGCAAGUGACUGCAGAAAACUGGUCAAGUUACGUGCAUCACGCCAUCGGAGUGGAGGAGCGAAUGUGGGCAGAUGACGGACUUGUGGACAUCGCCAGCGACAGGCUCGUCAUCGAAACCGAUGAAGACUCUACCACAGACAGCUCGGAUGACGAAGACAUGGGUUGUGACACACUGGAGUGGUGA
Ixodes scapularis (black-legged tick) is the source of this 1092-nucleotide messenger RNA. RefSeq lists its product as uncharacterized. The record is from RefSeq and is a predicted model, not a curated record. The coding region runs from base 1 to 1092 and encodes 363 amino acids. Gene Ontology annotation, molecular function: nucleic acid binding. The transcript is spliced from 2 exons. NCBI's taxonomy places the organism in Eukaryota, Metazoa, Arthropoda, Arachnida, Ixodida, Ixodidae.